GGGUUUUGCAUCGGUGAAGGAGACAUGAAUUUUUGGGGUGUUGAAGUAAAACCAGGAAAGCCUUUUACUCUUGAACACAAUGACUUGAAAGGACGCCUUCGUAUUUCAACGGCCACUGUGGGAUUGGGCACUGCAACAGCAAAAAGCACACUGCAGUGUAAUGUUGGAAAUAGGAGCCCUAUGUGUGUGUUCUCUGUAUCCUGGAACUACUGAGUCAUUGAAACUGAAAUUCAAGGAAGUUGAACAAGUUAUUUUCUCCGUAAUUGGGCCUUGCAGUAUUCAUCUUUGUGGUUACUAUAAACCAGAUGGGCCAAAAAUGGACAAGAUGACUCAGGUUCUUCCGGAAGGAAAUGAACAAUACCAGCAGCAUGCUGAUGAUAAAAUUUUAAAUGCAUAUUUGUUUCUUGUCUACCUAUAUGCCACCUUAGAGAGGAUUUUGUUCCUUGGUUCUGCACCUACUAUCAAAGACCAUGUUAGGGAAAGAAAGCAGAGGGAAACUGAAACCCAGGAUAAAAUACUACCUUCUUCUGAGGUUGGUCAUGGACUGGGUGAAAAUCCAAAGAAGAAUAGGAAAGAACAGUCAAAGAACGUUCAUAUAAAUGAACAAAAUAAACAGCACACUAUUAAUGAGGAGACAAUGGAGGAGGAUGGAAACAAGAGGGAAGAUGCAAAAAUUGGUGCAGCAGGAAUAAAGGUCAGCAUUUAUUUGACUGAAAAGUUGAAGGAAGAUGGAGUAAUAUUUGAGUCAAAUGCUGACCAAGCUCCUCUCGAAUUUCGCCUUGGCAAAGGAAAAGUUAUUGAGGAUUUGGAUGUGAAAGUUAAAGUUAAGGAAAUGAAGGAAAAGAGGAAAAGUCAAGGCAAUGUAAAGAAAAAAACACAGACGAUGCCUCUGAAGAUAGGCAAACUUGCUUGAAGUCAUAUCGUCUGCAUAAUUGCAGCAACAACUUGCUAUGAUUUGGAUUUACAAAAAACUACUAUGCUUUAAAAUUUUGUUCUGGAUUCA
This is a messenger RNA of Gastrolobium bilobum, 1003 nucleotides long. Its product is annotated as peptidyl-prolyl cis-trans isomerase-like. NCBI's taxonomy places the organism in Eukaryota, Viridiplantae, Streptophyta, Magnoliopsida, Fabales, Fabaceae. Gene Ontology annotation, molecular function: peptidyl-prolyl cis-trans isomerase activity. The record is from RefSeq and is a predicted model, not a curated record. The transcript has 8 exons. The coding region runs from base 161 to 913 and encodes 250 amino acids.